Messenger RNA from Centruroides sculpturatus (bark scorpion), 3017 nucleotides. Its product is annotated as synaptic functional regulator FMR1-like. Bases 281 to 1954 code for a protein of 557 amino acids. NCBI's taxonomy places the organism in Eukaryota, Metazoa, Arthropoda, Arachnida, Scorpiones, Buthidae. Gene Ontology annotation, biological process: regulation of dendrite morphogenesis; positive regulation of translation; regulation of modification of synaptic structure. Gene Ontology annotation, molecular function: protein homodimerization activity; mRNA 3'-UTR binding; translation regulator activity. Gene Ontology annotation, cellular component: neuronal cell body; neuronal ribonucleoprotein granule; axon. The transcript has 14 exons. The record is from RefSeq and is a predicted model, not a curated record.
UGGUCUCAGACUGAAAUUCCUAAAAAGGAUGUGAAGAAACUCUCCAACAGACAGAGCAACAGCAUUCCGUAAGACAAACUUUGAAAUUCAAAAUUGUCUCAUCAUUAUUAUUAUCAAUUGGCAACCAGAGAGUAAAUUUCCAUUUCGCAGAGUUCGAUUGCCACCUUCCUCGUCAUCCAAAGAUGGUGAUAAAGCUGAUUUUACAGAAGGACAGGAGGUUGAGGUAUUUUCAAGAGCAAAUGAACAAGAAGCAUGUGGGUGGUGGCGUGCUACAGUUAAAAUGAUAAAGGGUGACUUUCAUGUUGUGGAGUAUUUAGGUUGGGAAACAGCAUAUACAGAAAUAGUUGCUAGUGAAAGACUUCGUCCUAAGAAUACAAAUCCACCUGUUACAAAAAGCACGUUUCCAAAAUUUGAAUUGGAAGUUCCAGAAGAUUUACAAGAAUAUUCAAAAAUGGAAUCAGCUCAUAAAGAAUUUAAAAAAGCAAUAGGUGCGGCAGUAUGUAGGCUCAAUCCAGAAAAGAAUAGUCUUAUUAUAAUAGCUCGGUCAGAAAUGGCAAAGAAAAGGGCCUCAAUGUUGAGUGAAAUGCAUUUUCGAAAUUUACGUCAAAAAGUAUUAUUAGUAAACAGGACUGAAGAAGCAGCACGUCAGUUAGAGAAUACAAGGCUUCAUUCAAGUUCAGGAUAUGUUGAAGCAUUUAGUGUUCGGGAUGAUCUUAUGGGUUUAGCUAUUGGUGCUCAUGGAGUAAAUAUUCAAAAUGCUCGAAAAUUGGAAGGGAUUACAGGAAUUGAUUUAGAAGAAUCUACUUGUACAUUCAAGAUUUAUGGAGAAACUGAAGAAGUUGUGAAAAAAGCAAGAAGUAUGUUAGAAUAUGCUGAAGAAUCCAUCCAAGUGCCUCGAAAUCUUGUUGGUAAAGUUAUAGGAAAAAAUGGCCGUAUAAUUCAAGAAAUGGUAGAUAAAUCUGGUGUAGUUCGUGUGAAAAUAGAAGGUGAUAAUGAAAACCAAACUCCAAGAGAAGAGAUUAGAGGAAAAAAUGAUACAAGAACAGAACAGACACUGGUGCCAUUUGUGUUUGUUGGUACUGUGGAAAGUAUAUCCAAUGCCAAAAUACUUCUGGAGUAUCAUCUAGCUCAUUUAAAGGAAGUGGAAAAACUUCGACAAGAAAAACUGGAAAUUGAUCUUCAACUAAGGACACAAAUGGGAUCUACUCAGAAUUUUCCAGUACCUCGGCGAAGUGGUCCAGAGAGAAAUUUUAACUCUGAUUUUGAAGGAAGUCAUCGAGGUCGUGGAAUGGGUGGUCCACCUCGAGGUCGAGGACGUGGUGGUGGACCUGGAAUGGGUCCCGGACGUCGAUGGGGUGGUGAUAACCGCUACAACAGUAACACUAGUAACCAUCCUCAUACUCUUAGUGAUUAUAUUCCUAAUGUGGAUAAACAGUUUAAUUCUGGGCAACAACCUCAACGUGUUAAUUCUGCAGGCAAUUUGCGAGUUUCAGAUCUUCCACCUCGUCAGAGAGGCAGAAAUGAUCGCCGUCGUGUCACAGAUGAAGAUGAAUCUGUGCUUGACAGUCAUGAGGUCUCGAGUGUAGCUAGUAUGGAUCAAGAAAGUGUUUCGUCCGUAGAGGGAUCUAGAAACAGACGUAGACGAAGAAAGAGACGUAGUAGAUAUCAAGGAGACAAUUCUUCCGGCGAUUACCAACGGCCAGUAGAUCGACGUUACUCCGAACCUAGAGAUAUAGGAAGGAAUGCUUCUGGAGAAUGUGCUGGAAUUAGAAACGGAAUCGGAAACGGAAGUACUAAUGGAGAAGGAUCUAAAGAAGUCCAGAGUAAUGGUUCGUCUCCUCCAAAACAACAGAGAGAACCACGUCCACAAAGACCUCGUCCUGUCAGUGCUCCCGAGAAGAAAUCUGAGAGCGUACCGGUCUCUGAAGAACACAUUGUAAAUGGAACAACAUAGAUUAUAAAAUUUUUGGACUCUUUGUAAAGUGCUAGGUAUUGAAAGGCUAUGGGAACAUUUGCAUGCCUUUUAACCUGCACGCACAUAUACAUCCUGCUGCCAUUAUCCCAUUGAAACCAUUCAAUAUAUAGCAUUCUUUUUCCCUUCCAAAAAUUUGUUUGCAGUUGUUUUAAUUUAUAAUGAUUCUAACAAUACAAAAAUUGAUUUAGAUAUAAAUAUAGCUUUCUUGGAAAAUGACAGCAGACUAAAUAGUAGGUGUUGACAAAUAUUAAAAUACACUAAGUUACUAUUACCUUGCUGUACAUUUUGAUGUUACUCAAGGAAGACUAACCUCCCAAAUUUUGCACCAUAGUCAUGGAUUUUACAAAUAGAAGUUUUGCAGACAAUAACAUGGGAUAUUCCCUGCUCAAAAGAAUAAAUUGCAUAUCUGAAUAGUUGCUGAACGUUUAGGAAUUAUCUUCAAAAUUUUUUAUAAUCAUUGUUUAAAAGCACAGUUUUAUUAUUUAGGUAAGAACCAUUACCUGAUGUGGUAGCUUGCGUUUCCAUGUUUUUUUUUCUACUACUUAGAAAGGUGCCUUGUGAUGUAAAUAUACACACACCUGAAGUCUUAGUUGCAUUAUUUAUUUGUUUUAUUAUAAUUUUUUGUUUUUUUUUUUUUUGUCGAUAUAAGUGUUUGUGCAAUUUUGAGAACUUAAAAAAACCUCAACCAAUGAGUACAUUUUUCUUGCCGGACGAACAUCGUGUAACUUUUUUUUCCAGUCUUUGACCAAAUUACAAAUAAAAUGAUUUUUUAAAUGGCAAGUUCCUAGUUUGUGGCUUCUGAAACAAUAAUGUUACCAAAAAACAGAAGAAAGAACUAGCAGAUUGUUUGAGCUGACUGACUUAAAAAGCCUUUUCAGUACUCAUGGCUAAACAAUUAAAAAAAAAAAAAAAAUUGGCAGCAAAGGUAUUGUCCUUUAUAUACCUUGCUGUGCUGUGACUUUUUCAAACUGACAAUUGAACUAAUGCUGUAUCAUUUAUUUGUGGCAAUAAACUCUCCCAUACGAAUUUGGGAGCAAGUUAA